AUGAUCAAGUCCGUCAUCGUUCUCAAUAAUCAUGGUCAGCCACGCCUCACCAAAUUCUACGACUACCUUCCGGAGGACCGUCAGCAGCAGCUGGUCCGCGACGUCUUCGCCAUAGUCUCACGUCGCAACGAGGCUUUGUGCAACUUCGUUCAAGGCGGCACCAUCUUCGGCCCGGACGUGCGCGUCAUCUACCGCCACUACGCCACCCUCUCGUUCGUCUUCUGCGUCGAUCAGUCCGAAAGUGAGCUCGGCAUCCUCGAUCUCAUCCAAGUCUUCGUCGAAACUCUCGAUCGCUGCUUUGAGAAUGUCUGCGAGCUCGACCUCAUCUUUCACAUGGACAAGAUUAACUACGUCCUUGAUGAGAUCAUCGUCGGCGGCCUCGUCCUCGAGACCAGUAUGGCCGAUAUUCUCAGCGCUCUUCAGUCGGCUAAGAGGGAAUCCCUCGCCACUACGGCCAUCUCAUCCGCCUCCGUUACUCGGUCUUUCAGUCUCUCACGCGCCUACAGAUAG
Molecule: messenger RNA, 510 nt
Organism: Chondrus crispus (carragheen)
Lineage: Eukaryota; Rhodophyta; Florideophyceae; Gigartinales; Gigartinaceae
Product: AP-3 complex subunit sigma
Exons: 1
Coding region: 1-510 (169 amino acids)
Biological process (GO): Golgi to vacuole transport; protein transport
Cellular component (GO): AP-3 adaptor complex; intracellular membrane-bounded organelle
Source: RefSeq, a predicted model, not a curated record